AUUAUUUAAGUAGCUCGUCGCCAGUCAGGUACUUCAGUUUCAACAGACUUUUAGCGGUAACGACGUUCAAACAAUGACGUCAACGGAAAAAGGUUUUGCGACGAUAGCUAUCCAUGCCGGGCAAGAUUCUGAUCAAUGGAAUCAUGGCUCGGUUAUACCACCUUUGGUAAUGUCUACUACUUUUAGUUUACAGGAUAGUCCAACGCCGCCCAGAAAAUAUAUAUAUGGCAGAAGCGGUAAUCCUACGCGCAAUGUUUUGGAGACAUGUCUGGCUGCUUUAGAGAAUGGCAAACAUGCCUUUUGUUUUUCUUCUGGAUUAGGUGCCCUUACUGCAAUUACAGGUUUAUUGGAGGCAGGAAAUCAUUUGAUUGUUGGACACGAGCUUUACGGUGGUAGCACUAGUAAUAUCAAGAAAUGUACUAGCAAACAAGGCAUGCAACAUACCUUCGUUGAUAUGACUGAUGUAAAAAACGUCAUAGAUGCCAUACAGCCAAAUACAAAGAUGGUAUGGCUAGAGACACCGACGAAUCCUACGUUGAAACUAACAAAUAUAAAGGCUGUUGCCGAAAGUUUGAAGUCUCGUCCAGACAUUAUACUAGUCGUUGAUAAUACAUUUUUGACAUGUUACUUUCAAAAACCUCUUGACCUUGGUGCCGACAUAGUGAUGUAUUCCUUGACAAAGUACAUGAAUGGCCAUUCGGAUGUAAUUAUGGGUGCCGCUAUAACGCGCCGAGACGAUCUCGCACAGAAACUGCGAUUCAACCAAACUGUCAUGGGAAUUGUUCCAUCGCCAUUUGAUUGUGCCUUAGUCAAUCGUGGUUUGAAAACGCUCGAACUAAGAAUGCAGAAACACAUGAAAAAUGCCUUAGCCGUAGCCAAGUUUCUCGAUUCUCAUUGUAAUGUCGAGAAAAUAAUUCAUCCACUUUUCUCGUCGCAUCCGCAACAUCAGCUCGCGCUUACGCAACAAACAGGGCAUAGUGGAAUGGUUUGUUUCUACCUGAAAGGCGAUCCUAAGCGUUUUUUGCAAGCAUUGAAACUGUUCAUUUUUUCUGGAUCUUUAGGCGGUUGCGAAUCGCAAGCUGAAUCCCCAUCCUUAUUGUCGCACGAGUCUGUGCCAGUAGAUGUGCGAACAAAAUUAGGUAUAACUGAUCAAUUGAUUCGAUUAUCUGUUGGUCUUGAAAGUGAAGAUGAUCUCAUAGCCGAUCUCAAACAAGCAUUAGAUAAUUGUUAAUGAAUGAAUGAAUGUAAUUUGAUAACCGGAAAAAUAAUUCAA
Cyphomyrmex costatus is the source of this 1273-nucleotide messenger RNA. RefSeq names its product putative cystathionine gamma-lyase 2. Gene Ontology annotation, cellular component: cytoplasm. Lineage: Eukaryota; Metazoa; Arthropoda; Insecta; Hymenoptera; Formicidae. The record is from RefSeq and is a predicted model, not a curated record. Bases 74 to 1231 code for a protein of 385 amino acids. Gene Ontology annotation, biological process: transsulfuration. The transcript is spliced from 8 exons. Gene Ontology annotation, molecular function: pyridoxal phosphate binding; cystathionine gamma-lyase activity.